AAGUUGCGAGGGUCUGAAUUAUGAACCGAGAAGGAUGGAUCCAUAAUCAUCAGAAGUGAAAAUCGAAUGUCAAGAAAGCCCGUCACUCAAAAGUGUAAAAAUCACUAAAUGCUUUUGCGUUCCAGGUUGGUGGAUGAACGGGAAGAUGUCUUGCUAGAACUUGAGCAGUUACGCGGUCAGCCGGCCCAGAUCAGAGAGAUGACACCGAGCCCAUUUCGGGAUAUACAGGGCGUGCUUUCAUCCGUGACCUUAAUGGAUACGGGCCAGAGGACAGCAAGAGGGAUCUCUGAUCCGUCGGGGCGGAGACGUGACGCCCAAUGCCAGACGAUCAUCCCACAGGAAGGGAGAUCCAAGGCCAAACCCGACAGGAGAGGGCGUAGAGACCGUAGACGAGAGACGUCAGACGACGAGAGCGUAUCCGGCUCCAGUUCCGCAUCGCCGCCGUCCCGCGACGACGAAACCGAGCAUCACCUCCCUCCUCGGCGGCCUCGCUGCACUCAGAAUGCAAACAAUUCAUCAUGGCACGUCCUCAAACGUGAAGCAUACCCUGCUGCGAAGCAGGAUGCAGAUGGUCGAACAAACGGGCUUCUAGACUCCAUAGCCGCGCUCCGCAAAUCCUAUCUGAGCCGAGGCGGGAUGGAGAACGAGAUCUUGCGCCGGAUACAGCAAUUGGAGAUGGAUGCGAGGGAGCUUGGGAGGGAUCUGACACCACAGAGAAGAAUGCACAAUGUUGGAGCUGUGGAAGCAAUUGAAUCUGUCAGAACCGUCCCUCCUCCAAAGGAGCCGAGUGAAACCCUUGUCGACGAUGAAGAGCUAACAAAGAUGAAGCUCCAGCAAAAGAAAUACCUCCUAAACGUACACCACGAGCAGCAACGCCGAAGAGCGGAUGCCGAGCUUGCGCGUUUGAAGCUCGACCUCACUACGACGAGAUUGCAAGAAGCGAGGAUAGGCGACGCGUUCAACAUGGGCCCUGCAUACACGCUGGACGACUUUCUAUCUGUUUCGGGUGUGAUGUAUGAUGCCAGUAGGGGGUUUCAUGUUUUCUGGGACUUCCUGAGCGGCAUCCCACUCCAAGUCGCAUCGAAACCCAUCCAUGUCUCAUGGACGGUAUGCGAGGGUCCCAUGUUGCGAAGCCCCGUCCGCGAACUAAAGAAACGUACAGCGGCUUCCGAUCCGUCUACGUUUCUUAUGUACGCGGGUCUGGGGGAGAGUCAUCCUGUCGUUGGGGUUCCGCUACUCCGAACAUUCCGACUAGUCAUAACCCUCCACAUCGAGGAGGAGACCGCACUUGCCUUCUCGUCCUCGUCAAAAGGGCGCUUGUACCCACUAGGCUGGACCAGCAUCGACAUCUUCACCGACACGCUGGAACUAGACCGCGGGGCGUGGCGGAUCCCCGUGUUCUCGUUCCCGAUCGACUUGCAGCUCCCUACCGCGACGCUCCACCGCACUCGGAAACCGAUCACAGGGCUUGGUGUGUUUGUUCGCUUGAUGGAUGCCGGGUUGGCGGUUACGCAUGGGCAGGCCGGGGUUAACCCUUUGCGAGACCAAUUGCUGUAUAAGAACAAGAGUUAUGAGGAGUCGAGGUUUGGUUUGCAGGCGCGGUACCCUGUUGAUGAGGUGCGGAGGGAGGAACGUAGGUUGUUGGGAAUACCUGACCCGGAGGUGGUGGCACGGCAGCAGCAGCUGGAGGCGGAGGCGGUAGCGAAGGCGGCGGCUGCAGUGCCCAGGCCGCCGGUGAUCAUGGCGUUCGCUGUAGUGCUGGACGAGAUACAGGGAUUGCCGCAGGUGGCGUAUCCUCGCGUCCGAGUACGGGUCGUUGCCGUCGACGAUACCUUAUCCCCAGAGGAAGGCAUGGCCAUUGUUUCGGACGUCGCGGAACCGGGACAGGUAUCAGGCUCGCACGGCUGGCCCGACGCAUACCCCCGUUACCCAUUCUUCAACAACCAAUGCUCGCCAUCCCGCAAACUCACAAUUGAAGUCCUCUCCGACACCCCCGACGACCCCUCCUCACCCGACCGUGUCGUCGCAUGGUCUCAACUCGACAUCUUCACCCAACCACCCGAACGGCAAGACCCAAUAAAGCCACCUCUCGCGAUCCGCCGCGGUGCCUUCCGUACCCUCCUCCUCAACGCGGAUGAGUCUACCGGCCCGCUAAUCCCCAUUCCCGACGCGUUCGUUCUUGUACGGAUAUGCGAGCUGGACGAACCCGCGCUGCCACGACGUUUCUCGACUCCGCGACUCCUCACCCCGCCCGUCCCAGCCUUCGCAUGGCUCGAUGUUCCCAAACCCGCGGUGUCACCAUCACCCAUCCCAUUCAAACCGGACCUGAAAUUCAAGAUCCGCAUCGAUGCGGCACGAUACCUCCCCGACAACAUUAUCAUCACUCAAAUCGUCGGCGGGGUCCUAGACGAGCAGCAUACACCCAUCAAAGGCGUCGCGGAGUUUCGCACCCAAUUCAUGUUCGAUACAAUAGCCCAUUCGCCGAUAUACGGACAAGCUUUCGAAAUUCGCAGCGCGGAGACCUUGACGAGCGGGACGGUCGUGGUGUUGAAGGUUAUGGCGUUGGCUCGUGAUGGGCGCGUAUACCUCGCGGGGAGCUGCGUCAUUGACUUGUUUACUGACGGCAGUGGGAAGGGAGACUCUACCGCAUCUGAAACGGUUCUGAAUCAGAGAAUGUGGCAACUUCCCCUGUACGUGGGAAUGCCCGACCCCAUGGAGCCGUUGACGACGGCGGCGCAGGAACGGAGGUGUAGAGUCCCGUGUGCUACGUUGUUGGUGAUGGUCGAUUCUGUUGGCAAGGAGGGGCAAGCAUCGCCAACGAGAAUACCGCGAUACAGCGAUGGCGCAUACGUAUCGGUCUACAGCCGACCGAAUGCAGUCGAGCAGCGGCUUUAUGCGGCGGUAACGAGCGAACGGAGGGAUGUUACGGUGCGGAGACUGCUAGGAGAAUCACCCGUUUUCUCGAAACUCAUGGGCGCGGAUCUCAAAGCCACCGACUUGAAACUCACCCCCGCCCUCCUCAAGCUCUUCUCCACCUUCCCCACACCCCUUUUCGACCCCACGCCCAUCGCGCGAUACAACCCACGCUACGGCUUUAAACUAUCCGUCACAGGCGGCGAAAAUCUGCGUGUUGAAGGGUUCGACGCCGCGAUUGUGGGGUUAUGCCCGCCUGGGAAGUUUUGGAAGAGCGAUGGAGAGGGGCAGGAGCAGAUGCAGAGCGUGAAUUUGGAUGAGGUGUUUGGCGUGGAGGUGGCGGGUGGGGGGAGGGUGCAUUGGUAUCAUCGCCGUCCCUUCAUGCCCUCGCUCUCUGCCAUCAUCGACGUGCGGUGCAUGUCCCUCGACAACGCUGCACCGCCGUCGUUGCAAUCGCAGGGGUGGACGGUGCUGCCUAUCUUCACUGAAGAUGCAUAUGUCAGGAUGGGAUGUUUCCAACUUCCGCUGUUCGACGGCACACCACCCCCUAAAUUCAUCGACGCUCUCCUCUCCACCACCACCACCACAACCACCCCGCCGCCCCCGCCGUCCCCACUAUCCCAAAUCAUCGCGCAAUCCCUCAAAAACAAAACGAUCCGAUACGCCGAGAACAAGACCGGAUUUCCCUCGGUCUAUGUCACUGUCGUGGACGCGCGGCGGGAGGAGGAGGUGCCGUUUUGGAGCCAGCUGCCACCAAACCAAUCCCACCUCCCCACCGACACACGCUCCAAAUACGCGCGCCCGCCACCUCCCGGGGCCGUGACAUCGAAAAUGACACUCAAGAAACGCGGGUCGACGGCCGUUCCCGCCGCGGCGAUACCUGUGCAACAGCAGGUGCGGAUGGGUGUGGAGCAGCGGAGGGCUUUGAUGGGGGAGUUUGUUAGGAUAACGGGCUUGCCGCGAUGGGAAUAAUUGCAUGGCUCGCGUAGCGGAAGGAAGACCGGCUUCACCCGCCUUCAAUAGGCCAGGCCUACUCCGUAUUGUGAUGAAAGUAGGAGGUUGCCCACCCAGGAGCGACAUGAA
Molecule: messenger RNA, 3996 nt
Organism: Fimicolochytrium jonesii
Lineage: Eukaryota; Fungi; Chytridiomycota; Chytridiomycetes; Spizellomycetales; Powellomycetaceae
Exons: 16
Coding region: 109-3885 (1258 amino acids)
Source: RefSeq, a predicted model, not a curated record